Peronospora matthiolae is the source of this 216-nucleotide messenger RNA. The record is from the annotation of a GenBank genome assembly. Lineage: Eukaryota; Oomycota; Peronosporomycetes; Peronosporales; Peronosporaceae.
AUGGCUCGGCACGCUCGGGGGAGUAACGGCGACACGCGCAGCGUCAGACUCAACUUCAGGGCAUUGCGACCUCUGGAAGCGUGGACAAUGGCGGAUCUCCCGUUCAGCGGCUGCCCGAGAGCGUUUGUCAGCGACAGAUUGAUCUGGGCAAAGCAGUGCAUCGUCAGCUGUGUGCUGCACGAGUGCUUAAUGCUCUUUAGGAAGGACGACUUGUGA